Molecule: messenger RNA, 423 nt
Organism: Durusdinium trenchii
Lineage: Eukaryota; Dinophyceae; Suessiales; Symbiodiniaceae
Source: the annotation of a GenBank genome assembly
AUGCUGCCGCCCUGCUGUCGCAUGCUUGCAUGCUUCGAUGCUUGCAUUCGUGGAUUCAUCAAUUUGAUCUUGUUUGUUUCCCACUGCGAGUCACGACACGCAUGGGUGGCAGCAGUUCCCCAAAUCAAGUGCGUGCUUCGGCUUUGCAGCUUCGAAGCACCAGCUGGUCUGGGAAAACAUGUGCUGUCGGGCAUUUCUGGGCAAAAAGCAGUAGACUUGAGCAAAAUUGACAGCCAGACCCAGUGGAAACUUCGAGCCAGGUGGCUGCCAAUUGUGCCAACGAUUCCUUCUUACAUGUAUGGGUACCAGGUUCCUUACCAUGCGCGGGAGACAGAGUACUUGAUAGAGCCCCGGCUUAGGAUCUUCAAUGUGUAUGGUGGGAUGGGUGGGCAUCGGGGGCGAAAGCAGCCACCAAGGAAAUGA